AUGACCUGUUGCCAAUGUUUUGCCGACAAGAUGUUCUACGAUAACAAAAUGAGAUGCUCAUCCUGCUCAGAGAGUCUAGAGCCAAUUAAACCUCCGUGUGAAGACAAUGACCACGUUUUUAUUUACGUGGAUGAUUCCAAUAUGUGGAUCGAAGCGAAGAAGCUGGCUGCCAACAAGUUGAAUUUUAAAUGCGUGGAGGAUCCUAGGCUUCGUUUGGACAUUGGAAAAGUAACGGAUGUUGUUGCUAAUAACAGAAAAGUUGCCUGGGGAAUCCUGUAUGGAUCAGAGCCUCCGCCAAUAGACUCCGUGUGGCAGAAAAUCAGGGAGCGUGGUUGGAAAGUGAUCAUCACUCAAAGAAGUUCUUUUACCGGGAAGGAAAAGCAGGUUGACCACCAGAUGGUCGCCGAUAUAACAGCGCUGGUUUCCGGUUGCAUCGUUAAAGGAAAGAUAGUGAUGGUGAGUGGGGAUGCUGACAUGAUACCAGCUAUCAAGAAAAGUUUGGAGAUGGAAUGGUCCACUGAGAUCUGGAUGUGGAAGAAUAGUGUUUCGAAUUCACUGAGAAAACUAGCAGAGAAAAACUCAGGAUCUAUGAGCAUAAAUAUACUUGACUCGCGCCUAGAAGAAGUCACGUUUACUAAUUUUACAUUUGACCGAAAAAAGAUCCCAGACACGAGAACUGUUAUCAUUAAAGAUAUAGAUUUUAUUCCCGAUGAAACUUGGCAAAAAAAGCUAAGCGAAAAACUAGGUUGGCCUUUCCAGAUCUGGAAAGGGCAAGAAAAGUUCCAAAACCCUGUGAGAUUUUAAGGACGUAAUCCUUAUUUUUUCGAAUGCGAAAGCAAGAGACGAGAAAGACUUCGAGAAACAUCAUUUUGAAAAAUCUUUGGAGAUCUAG
Pocillopora meandrina is the source of this 892-nucleotide messenger RNA. The record is from the annotation of a GenBank genome assembly. Lineage: Eukaryota; Metazoa; Cnidaria; Anthozoa; Scleractinia; Pocilloporidae.